CUCUAUGGUACAACAUAUUUUGUCAUGUAAUGUCAAACAUUUGUAGAUGAUAACCAUAAGGAGAUAUUAUUACCUAUAAAUUAAAACCCAUUUGCAACCUUUUACUAUAUUGGGAAGGCAAGAUAGAAAAAAUUGGCUCAAAUUGGAAGAAAUAAAAACCGAAUCCAAAUUUAGGUCAUGAACAUGCUUUUUGGGGGUCUUUAGAUCAAUGGCAUCUUCAAACACUUCAUUACUGCUGGUGCUCUUCCCUGAUCCUAGGUCUGGAUUCUCGUCUUUUGUAUCUGAAUUCUUGCAUUUUAUAAUCUUUAGGCUGCCUGCUUCGUAAUCAUUCUCUUCUUUCGAAAUUGACUCUUGCGAUGGAAACAAGAAAGAAAGUAUUGAUGACAAAUAGCUUUCAUCUUUAAGAGGUAAACUGGUCUGCAAAUAAGGAAGAACGCCAUGGUCAAAGCUUCAAGAUUUAGUCAAAAUUUCACAAAUUAUGAAUUCAUAUUGUAUAAAUGGAAUUAUAUACUUUCUAAUUUUUAUGCCCAGAUCGUAAAAAACCAAAUUUACGUGAAUACGGUUCCUUAAGAACACGAAAAGUAGAUGAAUUUCACGAUGAUAGCAAGCCAAUUCGAAGAAAAACUGGAAAGCAAUCAAUGUACAUAUCAGAGAAAGAAGGAGAGAGAGAUGUAGAUGGGGUACCUGAUCGUGAUCAGAAGACGAUGGAGAAGAAGAUGAAGAAGAAGAAGGCUCGUAAAAGAAAUUGGCUAUCUUUUCUGUAAAUUUAUCUUUCCAUGAAUGCAUUGUGAGAGAGUAGGAGAAAAACGAAUUGAUUUUGGAACCCUAAAAUGCAGAGCGAAUGAACGUGAUGGUUGAGGUUAACACGAUAAGGAGAGACGAUGGACAACAUUCACGUCUAUACAAAGUCACGAAUAUUACAAAAUUUUAUCUUCGAAUGUCUUGAAAUAGAAAACACUUGGCUUUUUAGUUUUCUUAAAAUAGAAUUUUCAUAUGGGUGCCCUCUAUCUCCGGUUACAUGAUUGUUAAAUUGAUUAUCUGUAAAACCCAUUUCCGAUUUUAUUUUCUUUGCCGAUGAACUCCGGCUGCGGUGUAAGCGGUUUCAUUGCAACUUCUUUUCGCCGCCAUUUUUCUCAUCGCCUCCAACGACAAGGAGGACCAAUCAACAAUGAGAUCAUAAUCGAAAACUUGAAAAUUUGCGCAAACUUGAGACAACUAGAAUCUAUUUACGCGUUCAUGGUCAAGAACAGCUACCAUCAAGAUUGUUUCAUGAUAAAUCAGUUCGUCUCAGCCUGUUCGACCUUUUCUCAAACAGAUUACGCAAUCCAAGCCUUUACCCAGAUGGCGGAUCCCAAUGUAUUUGUGUAUAACGCUGUUAUCCGAGCUUGUGUGUCUUGUUUUGUCCCAAUUCAAUCUCUUCAAAUUUAUCUACAAAUGUUGAGAGCUCGAAUUUCUCCCACUAGCUAUACAUUUCCUUCCGUCAUCAAAUCCUGUGCUUUAGUCCAACAAUACAGAAUCGGAGAAGCCAUUAAUGGACAGAUAUGGAAGUUCGGGUUGAAAUCACAUGUGUACGUCCAGACAGCAUUGAUCGAUUUCUAUUCAUGUUUUGCAAAGAUCUUGGAAUCCCGCCAGGUAUUCGAUGAAAUGGUUGAAAGAGACGCUUUCGCCUGGACAUCCAUAAUUUCAGUACAUUCAAGAUCAGGAGACAUGGUUUCUGCUCAUAAACUGUUCGAUGAAAUGCCUGAAAGAACUUGUGCUUCUUGGAACUCUUUAAUCGAUGGAUACGCCAGAAUAAAAGACAUCAACUCUGCAGAGCUUUUAUUCAACAACAUGCCAUCAAAAGACUUAAUCUCAUGGACCACUAUGAUAAAUUCCUACUCCCAAAACAAACUCUACCAAGAAUCAUUAUCAACUUUCAUCAACAUGACAAAACAUGGCAUCACCCCUGAUGAAGUCACCAUGGCAACUGUAAUCUCAGCCUGUGCUCACCUUGGAACACUUGAUAUCGGAAAGAAAAUCCAUCUUUAUAUUGCAAAAAACCGUUUUAAUCUUGAUGUUUACAUUGGGUCUUCUUUGAUUGACAUGUAUGCAAAAUGUGGCAACUUAGAUCAAUCGCUCUUGGUGUUCUAUAAAUUACCCGAAAAGAAUCUUUUUUGUUGGAACUCAAUAAUCGAAGGGCUUGCAUCACAUGGGUACGCGAUAGAAUCGUUAAAAAUGUUUAGUCAAAUGAAAAAAGAGAAUAUAAAACCAAAUGGGAUUACUUUUAUAAGUGUUCUUAGUGCUUGUACUCAUGGAGGAUUAGUCAAAGAGGGGUGGAAAUGUUUUCAAAGCAUGAGUCAAGAUUUUCUAAUUCCUCCUGGAAUUGAACAUUACGGGUGUAUGGUUGAUUUGCUAUGCAAGGCUGGAAUGUUAGAAGAUGCAAUGAAAUUGAUAAAGGAGAUGGGAAUGGAACCGAAUGGUGUGAUUUGGGGUGCGGUUUUGGGAGGGUGUAAGAUUCAGAAGAACUUGGAAUUGGCGCGGGUUGCUGUUGAAAAGUUGAUGGUUUUGGAACCGGAUAAUAGUGGGUAUUAUAGUCUUUUUGUUAAUAUGUUGGCGGAAGAAAAUAGGUGGAGUGAGGUGGCUAGAAUUAGGUCAAGUAUGAAAGAGUUUAGGGUGGAAAAAAAGAUUCCGGGGUCGAGUUGGAUUGAGAUUGAGGGGAAGUUACAUCAGUUUUCGGCUUCUGAUAAGUAUCAUGAAUGUUCUAAGGAGAUUUACUUGUUGCUUGAUAGAGUAUGUGGGAAACAAGUACUUGAUGCAUGUGUAAAUGAGUAUCCCUCUUUUCUUUGAUAUAAUUCUUAGUGAAAUCUAC
Molecule: messenger RNA, 2848 nt
Organism: Lactuca saligna
Lineage: Eukaryota; Viridiplantae; Streptophyta; Magnoliopsida; Asterales; Asteraceae
Source: the annotation of a GenBank genome assembly